Molecule: messenger RNA, 396 nt
Organism: Emiliania huxleyi CCMP1516
Lineage: Eukaryota; Haptophyta; Isochrysidales; Noelaerhabdaceae
Exons: 6
Coding region: 1-396 (131 amino acids)
Source: RefSeq, a predicted model, not a curated record
AUGAAAUCCGUCUCGCUGAGCGCGGGGGCUACGUGGUACGACGCCUUCACACUCAACCCAACUCCCAACAGCGGGUUUGUCGCGAGUUGGUACAUCGCGGUGCCUUCCAGAGGCAGCUGCGAUCCCGCCGAGUGGACGGACACGGUCUCGACACGCUCGGCUGCCACGACGAGGUCGAGCACGCUUCUAUACGCUCGCCCAGCCUUCCUUUCCAUCCCAUUAGGCAGCCUGGGAACGCCUCCGGAGGCUGACUUUGAGGCACCAUCAUCGGACGACGAAGCGCGGGGGAUUCCGCUGGGAGCAACACGGAGCUCCGUUGGACGCGUUUUCAAGAUUAGCGUGUGGCAGAGUGAAUUGGAACUAGCCUUUCACCAAAACACAAGUUAUUUUAGCUAA